Mucor mucedo is the source of this 1671-nucleotide messenger RNA. Its product is annotated as nucleoside phosphorylase domain-containing protein. The coding region runs from base 397 to 1350 and encodes 317 amino acids. Gene Ontology annotation, molecular function: uridine phosphorylase activity. Gene Ontology annotation, cellular component: cytosol. Gene Ontology annotation, biological process: uridine catabolic process. The transcript has 2 exons. The record is from RefSeq and is a predicted model, not a curated record. Lineage: Eukaryota; Fungi; Mucoromycota; Mucoromycetes; Mucorales; Mucoraceae.
UAUGACUUGAAUGUUGUUAAACCAAUGGCCUCUCAAGUCAAUGCCACCAUCGCCCUUACCACCCACAUGUUGUAAACUCAUGCCAGCAAUUGUUUCUAAACAUUCUAAAGUUUGUAACUCAAAUAGAGUUCCUCGGUAUACUGUACUUGUUACAUCUUUAUCUGCUUGCUGUAAAAAGCUAGAUAACCGACUUUUUUUUGUUAAAGUGGAUAGACGUCUAAUCAUUGAUAAAAAAAAAAAAAAAGACUGAGGUGGUACCAAGCUAUUUUUUUCCCCUUUGUCCCUUUUUCCUUGGUUAAAAAAGUCACACACGGUCAAUGAAAAGGUUUAAGUAGCGGUUCUAAUCUAUUUCCAUUUUUCCCUUUUCUUUCCAACUUUUCAGGAAUAAAAAAAAAAAUGAAAGAAUCUAUCUCCAACGCUAACUUCCCCAGAGAUGCUGAAGACAGAGUGUAUCACAUUAGUGUUAAAACUGGUGAUGUAGCAAAUCGUGUCUUGACUGUCGGUGAUCACGUUCGCGCCAGAAGAAUUGCCAAACACUUGGACAGUGAAGAAGAGACUGGUCAUCCUAUUUUUGAAAAGCAAAGUCAAAGAGGUUUCCUCACUAUCACAGGUAGAUAUAAGGGUGUUCCUGUUUCUAUCAUGGCAAUUGGUAUGGGUAACUGUAUGAUGGAUUUCUUCGUUCGUGAAACCCGCGCUAGUGUUGAUGGUACCUUGGCCAUUAUCCGUUUUGGCUCCUGUGGAUCCCUUACAACCGAGGCACCUCCUGGUGCUGUCGUAGUUCCUGCUGGUGGUUAUUGUAUUCGUCGUAACAUUGAUUACUUUGCUGAUGAGCCCAUCCAUCCCGAAAUUAAGGAUCAUGCCUACCUCUUUUCCGGUGUUUUCAAGGCUGAUGAUGAAAUCACCGAUAUUCUUUCUUCUACAUUAAAUGAAGCACUUGCCCCAGUUGUGGCCGAGACACACAAAGUGGGACCCGUAUUAACUGGUGGAUUAAAUGCAGAUGGAUGUUCAUUCUAUUCGUCUCAAGGCCGUCAAGAUGAGGUAUUCUGGGAUGAUAAUAAGGACUUGGUUGAGGAAAUCCAUACCAAGUAUCCCAAUACUCAUUCUAUUGAAAUGGAGACCAGUAUGUUGUUCCAUUUGGCCCGCUGUGCCCGGGAUCCCACUAAACCCAUCAAGGCCGCUGGUUGUAUGCAAGUCUUUGCUGAUCGCGUUAACAAUGCCUUUAUUCAUCCCGACCAAGUAGAUAUCCUCGAGCCCAUUGUUGGUCAAGCAUGUCUGGAUGCUUUAAUUAAAAUCCCUAUUGAAAAUGAAAUGGAAGCUGCUGGCACUGUUUGGGAGCCUAUUUCUAAAUAAAUUUAUCGGCUAUAUUCAUCAUGCCACUAUAUUUUAGUUAUACCCUAUGUGUGACCAAAUUCUCUAUCUUUCUCACGGUUCAAAACAUGUUGAAUAAGAUAGAAAUUACUUUAUUAGCCAUAAAAAGAUACGUAAUCAUAUUUGCACAGACACAAAUAUAAGUGGUAUAAAAAGUUAUUCAUCUUUCUCGCAGUUAAACUGUAAGAGACUGUUUGGCUCUAAAAUAAACUUUUCCAUGACUUCACGACGACGAAUUAACGUAGCACGGAAUUUCUCAUCCACACGGGCACGUUCACUUUCAAGAGUUGCAUCUUCAAUAAG